UGCAAGGCGGGAUCCCUGCACAAACAGCCCCGUCGGGCUUGCAAAUGCAAACCCACCGGGCAGGGAGGGUGCGGCGGCUACAUCAGACGCCUGGAGCCCUGCUGCGCGCUCGUCCCGCCUGCCCUGCAGCCUCUCGCAGGGGCUGUGCGCCUUCUCCCCCCGCCCAAGGGCUGGGCCAGGCCGGGAGCGGGCCAAUCCGCGAGGAGGGGGCAACCGCGCGCAGUUUAAAUCCGAAGGCGACUGCAGACGCUGGCCAGGCGGGUCCCGGCCGGAGUUUUGUCUGAUCCUCUGACAAGUGAGAAUACUCCCAAGAAGUGAAGCGUGAUGGCAUCUGUGUUCCAUAGUGUCGGAGCUACAAUUGGCUGGAGGAAUCACCAGCCCCUGGCUGACUUUGAGAAUGAGAGCCCAGUGCCUGACAAGUUUAGAAAGAAGCCUUCGUCAAGCGCUCUCAAUACCCUACGCAUGUCUCUGAGGAAACGAAUGCCCUUAAAGCAAGUCGAGAUGAACUUUGGGGAGCAUCCAACUUGGGAAAGUCUGGAAGCAAAAGAGAAGCACCAAACCUUCCGGACUAUCACAAGAAGUGCAAAAAAUGCCUUUGGAACAGUGUCCCAGAAAUUACAGAAGUCCUGUCAAAGUCACACACAAUGUCUAGUCACCUCUCCAGCGAAAGCCCCUGCAAGGAGAAGUGUCAUCCCUAGCUCUGCAAAGAGAAGCACUUCACCUCGAACUCCUCAUCGGAAGACUAGGUUGGCCACGGUGACCACUCCACCGUCUGGUCCCAGAUGUACCCCCCGGUCCAGCAAGAGAGCCUCCCUUUCAUCCAGAUCUGCAAAGAGCUUGGUGGAGAAAGAACGGAGGAGUUUCGCUCACUGGCUUGGAAAAGAUGCUGUCCCUCUCCGGAGAUCAAGGAGAGCAGCAGCUCUAAAGAGCCCAUAUUCAUCACCUCUGCCUGCCAGCAGAAAGAGAGAGUUUGACUGUGAGUUAGAAUCCGUCUCUAUGGGAAUUCGCCAGCUGAGCCGUCUUUCUCAGGUGUUCGAUGAUGUCAUUGUGAGAGAGGAGAGUGAUAUGACAGUUUCUCUCAUUCGUAACUGAAGAUAGUACCAGUCAGAGAACACGCGAUAUCAAAUUAUCAGCAUCUAAUGGCGCAAAACUUGCGAUCUGUGCAUCGGUCUCGGAAACUCUCCCAACCCUCUUUCAGGCGGCAUGUGAAAAGGCUCCAGCGUGCAGUUGGCACUUGGACUGAGAUGGCCUUAGCUAGUAUUAACAAUGUGUGAGCAAAUGAAGGAUUAACCAUAUAUGGGAAUUCUAGGGGGCGUAUUUUGUUUGUUUGGAUGUAAGUGAUUGUGCUUUGCAUAAGCUGUUAAACCAUUUUUAGAAUACUACCUUUCACUUUAGUUCAGGUCUCUUCCUUCUAUAGAUUUCUCCUUCCAAGGGUGCAGGAAUUGUAUUAAAAAGUAUAUCACAUGACAACCCCCAGCAAUGGUAAAAUAAAUUGAACUCCCUUAACUAACAUUUUCAAAUGAGACCAGCAUUGUCUAGUGUAUUCAUUUUUUGGAGUGGGGCCAAAUCGUGCUGAAUGAUUUUAAGGAAAGACUUUCCUGAAUGUGCCUAUAUAGAUAAGCUUUGGGUUAUUGAAGUCACAGGGUUUAACUAAAAAGUCUCACGGGGUAGCCAUGCUAGUCUGUAACUUUAAAAACAGCAAGGAGUCCUGUGGCACCUGAGGUCUGGUCUACACUAAACGGGAGGGUUGACUUAAUUAACGUAGCUGGAAUUGCAUAUCUUAUGUAGCUGGAGUCUAUGUAUCUUAAAUCACCGUUCAUACAGUGCGGGGGGUUGCUCCUGUCAGCUUCCCUUACUGCUUGUGAGGAGCAGGAAUACCAGUGCCUACAGGUGCACCCUCAGUUUGAAUUAGAGGGUCUCCACAGAUCCACUAAAUCGAACCCUGGACGAUUGACUCUGGCAGCGUCGAUCUUUUGCAUAGUGUAGUCAUGGCCUUAGACACUAACAAAAAUAUAUCUCAAAUCAUGAGCUUUGGGGAGUAAAACCCACAUCAUCAGUUGAGCUGGAGUGACAGAGUUGGCAACAGGGUUGGUUGCCUGGAUAGAAUCCUAAUCUGAAGUGUGUUGGGUGGGCAGGCCUCUGCUGCGAAGUAUUUGCUUCAGGUUGAGGUGGAUGUCUGUGGGUGAGGAUUGGCUUGUUGCCCGAGGCCUGUUGUUUCUACUCCAACUCAGCUGAUGAAGUGGGUUUUACCCAUGAAAGCUCAUGAUUUGAGAUAUAUUUUUGUUAGUCUCUAAAAACCCUGGUUUACACUA
This is a messenger RNA of Pelodiscus sinensis (Chinese soft-shelled turtle), 2312 nucleotides long. The record is from RefSeq and is a predicted model, not a curated record. NCBI's taxonomy places the organism in Eukaryota, Metazoa, Chordata, Testudines, Trionychidae.